AUGCGCGUUGGUAAAUCAUGUUUGUUAUUGCAAUUUACUGAUAAAAGAUUUCAACCAGUACAUGAUCUGACGAUAGGUGUGGAGUUUGGUGCACGAAUGAUUACAAUUGACGGAAAACAAAUAAAAUUACAAAUAUGGGAUACAGCUGGUCAAGAAAGUUUUCGUUCUAUAACAAGAUCGUAUUACCGUGGGGCAGCAGGAGCUCUACUUGUCUAUGAUAUUACACAACGUCAUACAUUCAAUCAUUUAACAAGUUGGUUGGAAGAUGCACGCCAACAUUCUAAUUCAAAUAUGGUUAUCAUGUUAAUUGGAAAUAAAUGCGAUUUAUUUGCACGUCGUGAAGUACAAAAAGAAGAAGGUGAAGCAUUCGCACGUGAACAUGGACUGAUUUUUAUGGAAACAUCGGCUAAAACAGCUGCUAAUGUUGAAGAAGUUAAUGGUAUUAAAAUUGGACCUCAACAUGCAAAUCCACGUCCUGGAGAACGUCCUAGUUCAUCAGCUGACAAAACUGGCUGCUGUUGA
This is a messenger RNA of Didymodactylos carnosus, 522 nucleotides long. NCBI's taxonomy places the organism in Eukaryota, Metazoa, Rotifera, Eurotatoria, Philodinida, Philodinidae. The record is from the annotation of a GenBank genome assembly.